Medioppia subpectinata is the source of this 1008-nucleotide messenger RNA. The record is from the annotation of a GenBank genome assembly. Lineage: Eukaryota; Metazoa; Arthropoda; Arachnida; Sarcoptiformes; Oppiidae.
AUGAAAGUUUUAAUUAGAAGUUAAUAAACCAAUUAUUUGCUAAAUUUUGUGGUCAAAUAAAUAAUGCCUCGACUUUCAGACAAUGUCGAAGAGAGCGACCGAAACACUGUUAUUGAAAAAUGUGAACAAUAUUUAGGGGGUAUUUGGAAAAGAGAUAAUUUCACUGUCAGUCGAUUCUCUGAUGGAUUUUUUAAUAAAAUAUUUUAUUGCAAGCAAAAUGUUGCCAAUAAUACCAAUGAUUUGACUGAUUGUGAGCGCAAAGCAGUGGUGGUUAAGAUGGCUCUGGAAGACGAGUUCUUCCUCUACAGCCCAUUCAUAUCAACCAUUAAUACACUACUUCUUUCAAAGUCUGGUUUAGCGCCAAAAGUUUUGGGUAUUUUUCCCAAUGGAAUGAUCUGUGAAUAUAUUGAGAGCCGUUCGUACAAUUAUUUGGAUGACGAGAAUCCGGCGAUCGUAACACUAUUGGCACAAAAAUUGGCAAAAUUUCAUUCAUUAGAGUCUCCGAUACCAAGAGAUGGAACCCAUCGGUGGUUGGAUGUGGUGUUUGACGAGUACUUCAGGGAAGGCAUGUUUGACGGCAUCAAAAGCAAGCAAAUGAUUGAUAUAAUAAACGGUAGUCCUCACGAGUGUCUCAAAGGAGCAAAUUUGGGUCACGAGAUGAGUUGGGUUAGGGAUGCCAUUACCAGUGCACCCAAAAUACUGGUUCUCUCUCACUGUGACUUCAAUCGGGGAAAUAUAUUAAUACAACAAAACGGCUCACAAGUGGACCUCUUUUUCAUUGACUUUGACUUCACGAGUCAUAACUAUCGGGGCAUUGAUUUGGGCCGAUAUUUCUCGAGUUGGAAACAUACGGACCCGCACUUCGGCGCCGAUCCCUUCCCUACCGAUCAACAGAUGACUCCAUUCAUUGACGCAUACAUUCAAGAAUCGGAUCGUUUGACUGGAAAUGAAUUCUCUAAGAAUGUCCUCAACUCUAGGCAUGAUAUCGACGGAAAGCAAUUUAGUUGA